Messenger RNA from Cooperia oncophora, 1764 nucleotides. NCBI's taxonomy places the organism in Eukaryota, Metazoa, Nematoda, Chromadorea, Rhabditida, Trichostrongylidae. The record is from the annotation of a GenBank genome assembly.
AUGGAUGAAAAUUUCAACUCGCUGGCAGAAGAACAAAAGGAACCCGGCUUCACGGCGACGCUUACCAAUGAGCAGGAAACUGAGGAAAAAAGUUGUGCAGAGGAAAUUAAUAAUAAUGUCGAAGAUGCCAUCGACUUCCUUCACAGCUCACAAGAUAUCCAUCACCCUUCUCUGGAAAAAUUGGCCGAGCUCACAGCUGUGAUGAGCCGCUUCGAGCUAGAUGUUGUCACAGCCGCUUCCCCGCAACGGACCCGUUCGAAGUCCGAACCCACUCCUAUGGAUCGUGUCCCAAAGACAGUCGUUGUGAAAUCGUUUGAGAGUAUGAAUGAGAAUUUGCCUGACAAUGAUAUCACCACUAGCGACUCUGCUGAUAUUUCUGAAAUUUCAUCUCCACCAACUGCAGCUUCUGAAAGAAAGGAAACAGUGGAGACUUUUCCCUCUCAUGCGAUCUGCAGUACAAAGUAUCCGUAUGAUAGUCGACACAGACUGUUUCGUCAUCUCAAAGAACAUUGGCGUGGACAUCUAGUGACGGCUACAGUUACUGAUCCGUGUUGCAAAGGUUAUAUGUGGAGUGGUGAGCUACCUCCGCGUAAUUAUAGCAAUCCCACGUUUUCAAGUAAAAUUUUUGUGGGUGGCGUGCCCUGGGACAUCUCUGAGACAGCCCUCAUCGACGCUUUCUCUCCUUACGGAGCUUGUCGUGUUGAAUGGCCUUCCAAAGAAGGACGUUCUCACACGAACCAGCGUAAUCGCACAAAGGUGAAAUAUGAGGUGGACAAAAGACAUUUUGUUCCAUUCAGUGUUCAUUCCAUUAAGGUCACCGGGUACGUUUACAUCGUUUUCGAAACGGAACGCUCUGUUAAAUCGCUACUCCAAGACUGUUCGCAAGAGUUUGGCUCAGCUGGCGAGUGGUACUUCAAACUAAAAGCUCGUCGUAACCAGAGCAGUGAAAUUCGUCAGGUGCAAGUGAUUCCAUGGGUAGUAUCAGACUCGUCAUACGUUGAUGAUCCGACAUGCCCUCUAGAUCCAAAGAAGACGGUCUUCGUGGGAGCUUUGCAUGGAAUGAUAACUGCCCACGUCCUUUUUUCUAUUAUGAACGAACUGUACGGUAGUGUUGUGUUCGUUGGGAUUGACACGGACAAGUAUAGAUAUCCAAUAGGUAGUGGCCGUGUCACGUUUCGUGCUCACUCGUCCUAUUUUCAUGCCAUCGAGUCGGCAUUCCUGGAAAUUCGCACGAGCAAAUUUUGCAAAAAGGUGCAGAUUGAUCCAUUCCUCGAGGAUUCCUGGUGCAUGGUGUGCAAUGAGAAUCCAGGACCGUACUUUUGUCGUGAUCGCACUUGUUUCCGCUACUACUGCGCUACAUGUUGGCAGGCGCGUCACACAGUGAAAGGAAAGGAAACUACUGAUCAUCGCCCUCUUAUGCGUCAUGCACCACGCUCCCUAACUUCGCGUGUGGACGACUAUGGUUCACGUGGAGAACUUGGUAAUUCAUCACCGCGUUGCUAUGUACAGCCGUCAAGUAACAUGGCCGUAGCUCCACUGGGCGGAAUGGCGGCUGUCGCUGCAGUGGCUCGUGGGACAGUGCCGUGUCAGCAGCGUCAUGCCUAUCAGUACAUGCAGCUAGCACCAGGGUAUCCAUCAGGCAUGUACUCGCCGAGCCUGAUGCAGCAGCGUUGUCGCGUGGGUUCGAGCGUCGCGGCAGCACCCCUUGUAGCUGGUCAGCCAGUCACUACCUCUCCACCGUUCGUUCACCAACGUCUCUAUUAG